Messenger RNA from Eruca vesicaria subsp. sativa (arugula), 1349 nucleotides. The record is from the annotation of a GenBank genome assembly. NCBI's taxonomy places the organism in Eukaryota, Viridiplantae, Streptophyta, Magnoliopsida, Brassicales, Brassicaceae.
AGGAACAAUCUAGAAUUGGAUCUCUCUUCUCUUUAAAUACUUUGGUCCUUUCGUGGGAAAAAGACAAAACCUUUGCCUCUACUUCAUUCGAAUCUUCUUCUUCUCCUCUCCCAAUCAAUAUGGCUAAGGAACUUGCAGCUCAGGCUAAAGAGGCUUUCGUUGACGACGACUUCGAUGUUGCUGUUGACUUGUACUCUAAAGCCAUUGACUUGGAUCCCAAUUGCGCUGACUUCUUCGCUGAUCGUGCUCAGGCUUACAUCAAACUCCAAAACUUCACCGAAGCUGUGGCAGAUGCCAAGAAAGCUAUUGAGUUGGAUCCUUCAUUGACCAAAGCUUACUUGAGAAAAGGAACUGCCUGUAUGAAGCUUGGAGAAUAUCAAACUGCGAAAACAGCUCUUGAAAAGGGUGCUUCGAUCGCACCAAGCGAAUCUAAAUUCAACAAGUUGAUAGAUGAAUGCAAUCUUCGAAUCACAGAAGAAGAGAAAGAUGUGGUUGAACCGCCAGUAAAAGUUGCUGUGACCCCUGUGCCUGCAGAACCGGCCAAACCAAAGUUCAGACAUGAAUACUACCAAAAGCCAGAAGAAGUUGUGGUUACUGUUUUUGCAAAAGGGAUACCGAAGCAGAAUGUUAAUAUCGACUUUGGUGAACAAAUUCUGAGUGUUGUGAUUGAUGUUCCUGGAGAGGAAGCAUAUCAUCUCCAACCGAGAUUGUUCGGAAAGAUAGUACCAGAGAAGUGCAGAUAUGAAGUAAUGUCAACCAAGAUUGAGAUCCGUCUAGCAAAAGCAGAGAUCAUCACAUGGGCCUCUCUUGAACACGGCAAAGGGCCUGUGGUUUUGCCAAAGCCUAAUGUCUCAACAGAGGUUUCAGUGAGGCCGGCGUAUCCUUCUUCUAAGAAAGUCAAGGACUGGGACAAGCUUGAAGCUGAAGUGAAGAAACAGGAGAAGGAUGAGAAGCUGGAAGGAGACGCUGCUUUGAACAAGUUCUUCCGUGAGAUAUAUUCAAAUGCUGAUGAGGAUAUGAGGCGUGCUAUGAGCAAAUCAUUUGUGGAAUCUAAUGGGACAGUGCUCUCAACAGACUGGAAAGAGGUUGGAGCUAAGAAAAUCGAGAGCACUCCUCCGGAUGGUAUGGAGCUCAAGAAAUGGGAGAUUUGAUCUGAUAUUAGUAUAUGAUUCUUCCUUUGAAUGCAUUUGUGGGUUUACCUUUAAUCUAGACAAAACUCGAAGCCUUGGUCUUAAUGGUUUUCCUUUCUCUACUUUUUAUGGACUUUGGUUCUUUGCAUUUGCCUUGAAACUCAUAUUGUUUAUACACAAACAACUGAAGUUUUAAAUCUAAACGUUCAUAUAGACCAG